Xylona heveae TC161 is the source of this 1610-nucleotide messenger RNA. RefSeq names its product methionyl-tRNA formyltransferase family protein. Bases 69 to 1250 code for a protein of 393 amino acids. Gene Ontology annotation, cellular component: mitochondrion. Gene Ontology annotation, biological process: conversion of methionyl-tRNA to N-formyl-methionyl-tRNA; biosynthetic process. The transcript is spliced from 4 exons. NCBI's taxonomy places the organism in Eukaryota, Fungi, Ascomycota, Xylonomycetes, Xylonales, Xylonaceae. The record is from RefSeq and is a predicted model, not a curated record. Gene Ontology annotation, molecular function: methionyl-tRNA formyltransferase activity.
CAGCGACUCCGCAGCUUCCACGGUAGAGCUCACCGUAAUUCAAUGUCACAAAAACAGAUUCUCCACCCAUGAAGCUAUUACUUAGGGGGCCUGGGGUUUUGCGCCCGGCCCUAGUCCCGCAUUAUGUAAAUUGUAUUUCGAAAUUCCCCCCACAGCGAAGACUUCUUGCAUCAAAAGCUUGCGACCCUUUAAGAAUCCUUUUCUGUGGCUCCGAAGAUUUCAGCAUCGCGUCGUUACGUGCUCUUCACAAAGAACAUCUUGAGGGGAAAAGCGGCAUUGCAUCGAUUGAUGUGGUUUGUCGGCCAGGAAAAUGGGGAGGGAGAGGAAAUAAGUUAUUUCGCGAAGUGCCCAUCAAAGCUGUCGCGGGACAGCUGGGACUCAGAGUUCAUGAGAUAGAUACGUUCACAGGGUGGAAUCCGCCUACACCACACGGACAACCUGUGAACCUUGUAAUUGCCGUGUCGUUCGGACUAUUCGUUCCACCGCGUAUACUCAGAGGAGCGAAGUAUGGCGGUCUCAACGUCCACCCGUCCUUUCUGCCAGAAUUCCGAGGCGCUGCGCCUAUCCACCACACUCUCCUUGCCGGUUGCAAUACGACAGGUGUGACUUUGCAGACUUUGGACUUUGGAAAAUUUGACCAUGGCAAGAUUCUUGCUCAGACACCCUACCCUGGCAUCGAUAUCCCAAACCCUGAAACGUGUAAAGUGCAGCAGCUUAUGGAAAUUGUGGCGCCGAAAGGCGCUGAGAUGCUAGUCCAGGGCAUUCGCGACCGAGUGUUCGUGCCGCCUAUAGAAGAAGCUGGCUGGAAUCACUCAGGCGCGGAAGGAGGCCCAUUCAAAAUGGCACCGAAGAUUACGCCGGCGGAUAGACAUAUUGAUUGGGCGUCUUGGUCAGCGAAAGAGAUUAUGCGGCGAGCGCACGUCAUUGGACCCCUGUGGAGCAAAGCCGCUAUUUUAUCAGGCAAUAACACAACCUGGAAAAGACUCAUUUUUGAGGAUAUCCGAGAAUGUUCAGAACUCGAACCUAGGCCUGAGUCUCCCGGUCUACCAUUCCUUGGUGGCCCCGAGCCGGGGUCGAGGUUACUCGUGGGGACAUGUGAUGGCAAACUUCUUAGCAUUGGAAAAGUCAAGAUGGAAGGUACAGUCUUGAUGGAUGGUGUCGCUGCCGUAACCCGUGCAGGGCUGCUGGACAUUUCUGCACACGCCGACGGCUCAGAAGAGCUGGCAAGCUUCCGUACUCCGCUCGUUUGAUCGGAUUUUACGCUGUUGAUAGAAUGUCAUUGUUCUGGGUAAGAAAAGAAGACCAGCUGAACCAUUUCAUAUAAGAGUACCGUCAUUGACAGGCAGCAUUGACCGCAUUUUUGAACACACAUUGUCAAGUUUUGUUUUAUGGUAAUAGAGUCCCAGAUUAAAUCAUAAUUGUUGAAAGAAAAUCCGAAAUACAAGUGUUGGCCAGAUCAACACCCAGUAUUGCAUAGCCAGUUUCAUGCGAGCUCUGUUAGCCGAUGGUCGGCACUACGGCUCACGACUGCAGGAAUGACAAUGAUAUGGCUAAGGAAACGCCGUCCACCUGCAGCGCCGUAAGAAUCCAAUGUCAAACAUUCUUCGCCU